Molecule: messenger RNA, 1122 nt
Organism: Prorocentrum cordatum
Lineage: Eukaryota; Dinophyceae; Prorocentrales; Prorocentraceae
Source: the annotation of a GenBank genome assembly
AUGUCGCUUGUCUCGCGAAGCAAGACGGCGCCGAGUGGCGCGCUCGGUUGCGACUCCCUCCUGAACCGCGACGGCGCAGGCUCCGACAUGAGCAGCGACGAAUAUGGCGGCGGCCCGACCUUGGGCGAGUCGGUGGGAGGGCGAGUGCAUUGCGGCAGUUCGGGUGAGCUCGUCACUCGUUUCAACAGCGUCGGCAGUGUCUCAGUGCAGGUCAAGAACACCUUCAUAGAGUUGGAGGAGGAUGGCGAGGAAGAAGAUCUCAUGUCGCUUGUCCCGCGGAGCAAGACGGUGCCGAAUGGCGCGCUCAGUUGCGGCAUCUUCCCGAGCCGCGACGGCGCGGGCUCCGAGUCAUGCGGUGAGGACGGCGGCGUCCAGGGCGUGGACGAGCCGGCGGCAGGCUUGGCAGCGCAGCAACCGACGCUCUUCUGCAGCACGCCGACGCCUCGCUGGGAGGCAGCCUUGCCGACGCUUUGGCCGGCGGCGGCGGUGCACUCGGGCGCAGGGCUGACGUCUGGGCACGCGCCAGACACGGCGGAGGGUCCCAGGCGGCAGGAGCGUGAGGAGGGCCCCGCCAAUGCCGAGGGAGUCGCCCGCAGCGCGGAAGCUGUCACUCGGAGCGAGGGUUGCGGCCCCAAAGACCCGAAGACGAUGGGCGGGAGUCGGAGCCUGCAGCAGCAGACCCUGCAGUCCAGUGAGGUCGACGGCUUCUCGCGCGCGCAGUGGACCGUGGACGGGCGGAAACUGAGAGGCUCCGACAAGCGGCUGGUGUCGCCAUCCUUCGACCUGGACCUCGGGCUCGGCGCAGGCCCCGUGGCGUUCGUCCUCGUGCUCUACCCCAAGAGCGCGACCUUCAAGGGCAGCUCGUCCUUCAAGGAGGCCGGAGGCCUCGGCCACGUGCAGCUGAAGUGCGUCUCCGAGCUGGACGGCGACGCUGCAGCUGUGAAAGUCCGCCUCUCGGUCGGGCGGGGGCGAGCGCGGCAGCUCCGCGGCCCGUUCGUGCACAGCUUCGCGGCGAGCCCGCUGCUCGCGCUGCCGAAGGCUCAGGCGGAGUGGGACUUCGGUGCCGCUGUUGAGGGGCAGCCCGCGUCCCUCUUCGUGAGCGUGGACGUCGCUCUGGCUUGA